Messenger RNA from Larimichthys crocea (large yellow croaker), 1590 nucleotides. Its product is annotated as alcohol dehydrogenase 1-like. The record is from RefSeq and is a predicted model, not a curated record. Gene Ontology annotation, molecular function: alcohol dehydrogenase (NAD+) activity; zinc ion binding; S-(hydroxymethyl)glutathione dehydrogenase [NAD(P)+] activity. The transcript has 9 exons. Lineage: Eukaryota; Metazoa; Chordata; Actinopteri; Sciaenidae. The coding region runs from base 14 to 1264 and encodes 416 amino acids. Gene Ontology annotation, biological process: formaldehyde catabolic process. Gene Ontology annotation, cellular component: cytosol.
UGAUUAUUCUUGCAUGCAGCAGUAUUUAAACCUCAAGUUCUCCGCUCUUCACUCUCCGAUCCUGCAACCCUCCUUUCUCAACUCACCAACUCACCCAAGUUUUCCGACGCUCAUCUUUGCUGCAAAAAUGGCCACAGCUGGAAAGGUCAUCAAGUGCAAGGCAGCAGUGGCAUGGGAGCCCAACAAGCCUCUGGUGAUUGAGGAGAUUGAGGUAGCCCCACCACAGGCCAAUGAGAUCCGCAUUAAGAUUGUGGCAACCGGGGUGUGCCACACGGAUCUUUAUCAUCUGUUUGAGGGUAUGCAUAAAGACGGCUUCCCAGCAGUCCUUGGCCAUGAGGGAGCUGGCAUUGUAGAAAGCGUCGGGCCUGGAGUCACUGAAUUUCAACCAGGAGAUAAGGUGAUUCCUCUGUUCAUCUCUCAGUGUAAAGAAUGUCGCUUCUGUAAGAGUCCUAAGACCAACCAAUGUGAGAACGGAUGGGCCGCUGAUAAUGCUGCUGCGAUGGCUGCAGCAGAAUCCAGGUUUACCUGUAAGGGCAAGAAGUUGCUGCACUUUAUGGGAACCAGCACCUUCUCUCAGUACACUGUGGUUCACCAGAUGGCUGUGGCUAAGAUCGACCCUGCUGCCCCUCUUGACAAAGUCUGUCUCCUUGGGUGUGGUGUCUGCACUGGAUAUGGAGCAGCAGUCAAUACUGCAAAGGUGGAACCGGGCUCCACAUGUGCUGUGUUUGGAAUGGGAGCUGUGGGUUUGGCUGCAGUCAUGGGCUGCAAGGCUGCAGGAGCCAAGAAGAUCAUCGCUGUUGACAUCAAUCCAGAGAAGUUUGAGAAAGCCAAGGUGUUUGGCGCAACUGACUUUGUGAACCCCAAGGAUCACAAUAAACCCAUCAGCGAAGUGCUGUCUGAGAUGACCAAUGGAGGAGUGGACUUCUCCCUGGAAUGUGUUGGAAAUGUAGCAGUCAUGCGGAGUGCCUUGGAGUCUUCUAUUAAAGGCUGGGGUGUCAGCGUGCUGGUAGGCUGGACCGACAUGUAUGACUUUAGUGCCCGACCCAUUCAGCUUAUUGCUGGCCGCACAUGGAAGGGUUCCCUGUUUGGAGGAUUCAAGAGUAAGGAUGGGGUGCCUGAGAUGGUCACAGCCUACCUGAACAAGAAGGUGAAGCUGGAUGAGUUCAUCACUCAUAACAUGACUUUGGACCAGGUCAAUGAUGCCAUUGAACUCAUGAAGCAUGGCAAAUGCAUCCGGACAGUCCUGAGUGUUUCUCCACAAUAAGCUCAGGGUUGCUUUCAAAGAUGCCAAAAUCAUUGAACAACUUGGAGUUAUGUUGUACUGAAUCAACAUUCAUACACACAAUGCAAGGCACAUAAUGAAAAUAUCUAUCAAAUUAUGCACAGUAUACAUGACUGACCUGGAACAAUCAACACUUAUGUGCAGAUUCUGAGAAUCAUCUGGAGGAUUCACAUAAGCAGAUGGGAUCUGCAACUUGGUGUUCUGGUUUUGUUGUGUGGCAUGUCACUAAAAGUGUCUACAACAAUGUCUGUGUCAUGUUAUCGUGUUCUUUAUCAUGAUCAACUGAAAUUAAAUUGGUACAGCACACA